Messenger RNA from Naegleria fowleri, 1476 nucleotides. RefSeq lists its product as uncharacterized. Gene Ontology annotation, molecular function: zinc ion binding; oxidoreductase activity. The transcript has 3 exons. The record is from RefSeq and is a predicted model, not a curated record. Lineage: Eukaryota; Heterolobosea; Eutetramitea; Acrasida; Naegleriidae. Bases 1 to 1476 code for a protein of 491 amino acids.
AUGCCAGAUUAUUCAACACAAGCGACUCAGGAAAUCCAUUUUCCUUCCACUGAGUACAAGAAACAUCCAUCAGAGACCAUGCACGCUCUGCAAUGGAUGGGAAAGAGCAAGGUGAAGGUCAAUGUGGUCCCUCGCCCAGUGAUCACUGAUCCCACAGACGUCAUUGUGAGAGUGACCACAUCCACCAUUUGUGGAAGCGAUCUUCAUUUAUACUUUGGAGAGUUUGAAGGAAUGGAGAAGGGCGACAUUCUUGGUCAUGAAGCUGUAGGAGUUGUCGAAGAAGUUGGUCCAGGAGUGAAGAAUGUAAAGAAAGGCGACAAGGUUGUUGUUUCAGCUGUCAUUAGCUGUGGUCAGUGUGAAUAUUGUCAAAAGCAACAAUUUAGUUGUUGCGACAGAACCAAUCCAAGCAGAGCAAUGGAAAUGAUGUAUGGACAUCGUACUGCUGCAUUAUUCGGCUACUCACAUUUGACAGGUGCCUACGCUGGUGGACAGGCUGAGUUUUUAAGGGUUCCCUACGGUGAUCAAAAUCUUCUUGUGGUUUCCAAUCCAAACAUUAAGGAUGAAACUCUAAUCUUGCUUGCUGACAUUGCUUGUACAGGGUUCCACGCAACCGAACUUGGUAAAGUCACCUUCAACGAUAAGGUUUGCAUCUGGGGCGCGGGUCCUGUGGGUUUGAUGGCCACCAUGUGGUGUUUCUAUCGUGGUGCCUCUCAGGUGGUUCUCAUUGAUGGGGAAGAGUAUCGAUUGGAGAAGGCAAGACAAGUCUUUGGCAAUUUGAACGAACUAGGAGGAAUUAGAAAUAAGAGCGAGUCUGUGAAGGAAGGUUUGAAGAAUGCCUUUGGUUUUGGAACCACUGGUGGCGUCUCUUCAUCCUCUGAGGAGCACAUUCCCAAAUUCUUUAGAAAGACUUUUGGCGGACCAUCAUUCACCGAAGAAGAAUAUUCAAGCUCCACAAGUAAUGUGAAAUUGAACACCAUCAAUUUCCAUAACUGGUCCAAUGUCGAUGGAGGUGUUGUUAAGGCCAUUCAGGAGCUAAUUCCAGGAGGCCCAGAUGUUUGUAUUGAUUGUGUUGGUUUCCGAUUCGAACGAGGAUUUCUUCACACCCUCGAAAGAAAGAUUGGACUCGAAACAGAUUCACCUCAGGUUCUCAAUGACAUGAUCAUUUCUUGCAAGAAGGCUGGUCGUCUCUCUGUGGUUGGAGACUACAUGGGCUAUUGUAACCAUUUCGCUGUUGGUGCCUUGAUGGAAAAGUCUUUGAAAUGGAGAGGAGGACAAGUCUUUGUUCAAAAGUAUUGGAAGCACUUGUUGAAGAUUUUCGAGAGUGGUGAAUUGAACAUUGACCCUACAUUUGUGAUUACACAUCAAGUUCCACUCUCUCAGGCAGCUGAGGCCUAUGACAUGUUUGCCAAUUACAAGGACGAAUGUAUUAAGGUUCUAUUGAAACCAGAGCUUAAGAAUGUUGAUGUAAAUAUUUGA